Molecule: messenger RNA, 2377 nt
Organism: Ceraceosorus bombacis
Lineage: Eukaryota; Fungi; Basidiomycota; Exobasidiomycetes; Ceraceosorales; Ceraceosoraceae
Source: the annotation of a GenBank genome assembly
GCGCCCGCUCGAGCUGCUCCCCCAGCAAAGGACGCACCAGUCCCGCCAGUCGCAUCGGAGAGCUCCCACACAGCUGGUCAGAGGAAUGAAGAGGUGGACACGCCGCUGUCUCCUGGCGGCAGCAGUCGGCAAGGAGGUGGAUCGACUCUGACGCAGGCCAAAAAGUGAGCAUUGUGGGCAAUGACGUAAGGGGUCAGGAAAAAAAAAAAAAAAAAAAGCUGGCUGACUCGAUGGCUUCCCAUGACUCCCCUCAGCAUCGUCAUGACAGAGGCUGGUCGAGGAUCGUGGUACGACGCAGAGGGGCGGCCGAUGGAUGCCUACGUCGUGGGAGUAGCUGGUGGCUCGGCAUCGGGCAAGACGUCGGUAGCCAAGUCCAUACUACGGGCAUUGCCAAACGUUCCCUGGGUGGCCAUCGUCUCUCAGGAUUCCUUCUACAAGUCGCUCAACGCGCAGCAGAGCAGAUUGGCCCACGCAAACAAUUACGACUUUGAUCAUCCCAAUGCCUUCGAUUACGAGAUCUUGUACGAGUGCGUCAGGGAUCUGAAAAGAUCCAGAGCGGUAGAGAUUCCGACGUACAGCUUUGUGGAGCACCAGCGAAUGAAGCAGACCAGCUACAUGUACGGCGCAACGGUGCUGAUCGUCGAAGGCAUAUUUGUGCUGCACGAUCCCGCCAUUCGAGAUUUGCUGGACCUCAAGAUAUUCGUGCAGGCAGACAGCGACUUGAUGCUGGCCAGGAGGAUACGCAGAGACAUUGCUGAGCGUGGCAGAGACGUCGAAGGGGUGCUGGAUCAGGUGCGUGUAUGCGCUCGUUCAGAGCGUACCGUUGCGAGGAGAGAGGGUGGCAGUAGCGCUAGACUGACGGCGGCGCCCGCCCCUGCCUCCUUCGCCCGAAGUACUUGCGCUUCGUCAAGCCAAGCUACGACAAUUUUGUCUCUGCCACUUCCAAAUACGCAGACAUCAUUGUGCCAGGACAGAGGAAUGAGGUGCGCAGGUGGCGCGCCUCGUUGCAGGGCGGGACGUCAUUGACAUUGUGGUCCUCGCGCCUUGUUCAUCCAGGUCGCGAUCGACGUCAUCUCACAACACAUCAAGCGCCAGUUGUCAUCUCGAGCUACGCGGCUGCGCUCAGAGCUGUCAAUGACCCCUGCAACUCCACGCAGGGAGGUCCGACAGUCGCCCUUCGAGAUGAGCCCGUUGCCAAUGGCGCGGACAGGCUCCAGCGCUCUUGCGAUUCCCGAGGACCAGCUUCCUCCCAAUGUGGAUCUGCUCGCUCAGACCCCACAGCUGCAGGCUCUCCUCACUACGAUGCACGACAAGACGGUCAGGGGCGAGGAUUUCAUCUUUACCAUCGACCGCGUAGCAGCGCUGGUACUGGAACGCGCCACUGUCCAUCUACCCCACCGCGAAAAGAAGAUCACACUUUUCUCGGGAAAGGAGCACAUCGGAUGCGAAGUAGCUGCGGAAAACAUCUGCUCCGUUUCGAUUUUGAGGAGCGGGGCAAUCUUGGAACCUUCUGCCAGGCGAGCCAUCCCAGCUUUGCAAGCAGGCUCUCUGCUCAUCCAAUCAGAUAAGGAAGGAGAACCGAAGCUGUACACUGUCGACCUGCCUCGGUUCCUUCGCAGUCCAACGAACGCCCAAUCGGCUUGGGUGCUGCUAUUAGACUCUCAAUUGGGAACAGGAGCAGCAGCCUUGAUGGGCGUUCGAGUGCUGCUGGAUCAUAACGUCAAGGAAGAGCACAUCAUCUUUGUUACGCUGCUAGCAUCUGCACGAGGUGGUGUGCACGCCCUUCAUCGAGCAUUCCCAAGAGUCAAAAUUGUCGUGGGAGGGGUGGACCCGGAUCUGAAGAGGAGGGUUGUACCUGCCCCUCUGAUCGUGCCCGAAGCGCAUGCAGUGGACCCAAAAGCGGUGCGAGGAAGAUCGCCCGCUACAUCGAGGCUCUUGAGAGCGAGAAGCGUUGCACCUCGAAGCGCCGCAUUCUCUAGCAGCACAGACUCUGCGUGGUCGGCCGACGAUGAGGCGCUCACAGACGCUGUGCACUCUACGAGGGUGUGUUGGAGCAUCGAACCUGGCUGCGGGUGAGUCUUCAAGAGAGUGGCGAGGCGCCAUGCGACCACCAACUGACCGCUGUGCGCCGACCAUUCGUUUGCAGCAACAUGGGCGACCGGUACUACGGUGUCGACAGCUCAAGACAAGAUGACUUGCAUCCCUUCUGAAUCUCACACGCACAUUGUGGGGUGUACAGAAUCCUUCACCCACUCACGUACUUGCGCACCCGACCGAGCCCACCAUCUUGCAGCAUAUCAAGCAACCCACGCAGACACGUCUUGGCAUCGUUAAUGAGCACAUCGACAUUGCAAUUAGGAACAUCUCAAUGCGCUUU